AUGAUACAUAGGGCGUGCAGAUGGAAGUCUCUGGAGCAGCUGUUUUGGAUCCCGAGCAUUGCGAAUGGGUCGACAUCGCAUGGCGGAUGUGUUGGGAGUGCCAGGCAAGCCGCCGGCGACGCAAAGAAUAUCCAGGGUGCAAGGAAGUGCGCAACACCAUCGGUGGCAACAUGGGCAUGGGGUGAAGGGGCCUCAGACUGUGAUGUUGUGCGAUCAAGCACUUGUGCAAACAAGGGAGCCGUGGAGCUUCCGUUCCAUUCAGCCAAUCGCUGGCAAGACGUGUACAGUGUGCUGAAUGUUUUGCACCGAGCGCCGACCAUUCACAACAUCGAGGCUGCAUUGACGAGGCUGAAGAAGCUCCCAGAUCCACCGCCGCAGGAGUUUCUGGACCGGCUACUGCUGGGCGUCCUCAAUUUGCUGCCAACCCUUCGACUACAGCAUUUUGCAAACAUUCUGCAUGCUUGCUUUCGCCUGGGCUACUUGCCCAAGGCCGUGCUGGGUGCCAUGGCACAGGCACUGACCAAGAAGCCUGCAGAGCAGUUUUGGACAUUUCCCUUGGUUGUUUACACACUGGGCACCAUCUGCGGACGGCAAUUGGGCCAGGCACCUGCUGAACUGUUCCCGGGACAGGGCUUAUUCUUGUCAAAGGUGGGGUCGGAGUGCGUGACACCUGGCACCGUUUCAAAACUGACCGCAUGGCAGCUGUCCAACCUGCUGUAUGGGAUCGCUCGCCUGCAGGGCGAGACAGCACCCCUAGUGUACCCUGUGCUUGAGGACUUGGCAAGGUCGCAUCGCAAGGAAAUGAUGGCGGAUGAAAAAGCUGCCUCAGAGGUUCUGUGGAGUCUUUCCAGACUGCAGGUGGAGAAGAGAUAUUCGAAGCCUGUUCUCAGGGCUUUUGAGUGGGCUGUGGAGGCAAGGGGCUUGUUGACAAAGUUCUCUGACCAAGGAAUUGCAACGGUGGUGUAUUCGUUGGGGAGGCUGCAACACAAAAGCAGGUACUUAGGAGGCGAGUUGCUGAAAGAAGUGGCCGAUCGUGCUGUCCAAAAGAGAUUUACUGAGAGGCAGAUUGCCAACAUUUGGCACGGCCUUGCUGGCAUCGGGGUACAAGACCCAAGUCUGCUGCAAGCAUUUGCUGAAGAAACGGCUGCAGAGGAUAGACUUUCUUGUUAUUCUCAUGAGGGCAUUUCUGCGAUCCUGUUUAGCUUGGGACGUCUACAAUAUGGUGAUAAAACCCUGGCACUUCGUCUCCUCAGCCGUAUAGAAGACGGCAAACAUCUUGCAGCAUAUUCAGAACGGGCAAUUGCAAACCUUGUCUUCAGCGUAGGGGAGCUAAAACUGGGCACAGCUGGUGUUCCCAGCCUUCGGGCUUUGGUGGCAUCAAUGAAAUCUCGUCGGUUUCUGCACCAGUGGACUGAGCAAGGGCUGUCGAAUGUGUUCUACGGUUUAGUUGAAGCAGGUUUCAGAGAGGCUGAUUUCAUGCAAUGGUUGGUGCAGGAGAUCGUUGACAGGUGGCAGAUUGGGAAUCUGAGCAGUCAAAGAAUACUAAGCUUUGUUGUUGGUUGUGCCAAAUUGCUUGGUAAAGAACCGCCGGUCUGCAAUCACAUGGCAUUGACCCUCACGAGAGAAUUGUGCAAGGAUCAUAGAUUGCGGGCUCUGAGGCCCAACGAUCUGGCAAGUUUGCUCAGCGCUGCUGCAAAACUGGAUCUCAGCAACUCUUCCAUUUAUGGUUGUAUCCUUGACGAAAUUCGGGGGAGAAACCUUUGUUCCUUCUCCACAAGGCACCUUUGCUCCAUUGUUUACAGCAUGCGAAAAGUGGAUGGUGUGGACCUGAGACUGCUGGAUUCGGUUCUGAUAAUGCUCACAACUACAGCUCAUCUGGACAGCAUCACACAGCACCACCUAGCGAACAUUGUCUUCCAUUUAGGGCAGCAUGGCAGCACUGGCAACAGGGUGGGAAUGGAUGUCCUGCUUGAGAGAAUCGUGCACACUGGAGUGGGCACAUUUACAGAAUCACAACUGGCCAAGAUCCUGUACGGUGUGGGCCAUUGGGGUUGCUCCAAAUCAGAGGCGAUCUGCAUAAUCGCACAGGAAUUUUGUGAUCCUAGGCGUCUGGCAAGUGCAAAGACGCAGGAUUUGGCCCUUGCUUUCUUUGCCCUGGGGCAGCUGGAAUAUGGAGGCACGGCAGAAGUGGAGGCUUUGGUUCAAGAAAUAACAGCAACACAGCGAUUGCAGGAAUUUCAUCCAGUGGGCUUGUCAAUGAUCAUCCGAACGUUAGUGCCCCUGAAGUGCACCAAUGGGUAUGUGUUUGGUACACUGAUCAAGGAGGUUGCCAAGAAUCGGAAUUUGAAACGCUUUACAGAUGGAGCACUGGCUAAUGUUGUGGAUGUGUUUGGUUGCUUGGGAAUUGGGGAUGAGAAGUGCUUGUGGGCAGUCACCAACGAAUUGUUCACACCACGCCGUGCUGUGCGCCUUAAAGACAGCCAAUGGUUGGAAGUUCUUCGAGGCCUUGCAAUGCUGGGCUUUAGACAUGUGGAGGCCCUGGGAAUCUUUUCCAAAGUUUUGGACGAUGUGAGGUUGCGCAGCAUGGCUCCAGACGCUUUGUACUCCCUCUCUGCGUUUGUUGCAGAGUACACUCAGAAAGUUGAGAAAGCAAAGGCGUCUGAUGCUGAUCGUAUUAUGACUUCACUCCUUGCUCCAAGGACGAUCGCCAAGCUUGCAGCACCCCAAGUUGCUGGCAUCAUGAGGGGUUUUUGGAGAACUGGUUGCAUGACUGCUGAUGCUGUGCAUGCAGCCAUCGACAAGAUGACAGACCACAGAAUCCUGCCCCAAUUGCUGGAAUUUGACAUGGCUGCACUUGUACAUCAACUUGAUGUUUUGCCACCCUUGUCCCGUGGCAGGUUGUCAAGUCGUGUCACAAGUGUUGUCCUUGAUGGUGCAACGCUUCCCAUGUUCUCACAAGGCGGACUACUGUCUGUGUUGCGUUGCUACCGCUCGAAUCAACAGGCCAACAGCACAGCACUCUGCAAUGUCAUCACCGAACUGUUGAGGCCGCACAGGCUCGACGCCAUGUCUACCGAGGAGGCGGUCUCUGCAUUCAGGCAUCUUGUUCGUUUGCGUUGGGGGCACAAAGGCAUGGGAAAGCUCCUGGAGCGGGCGACAAGGGAACAAGCAGAUCCUGGCCUCACUGAAGCCCAAAUGUCCAUCUUGGCAGCCAGCCUCACAGAGUGUGAGCUGUACGAUGAGAGAUUCCUAAGGCUAUUAUUGGCCGUGGCACACGAUGAGGAACGAUUGGAAAGGUUCUCCACACCUGGUUUACAGUCUGUGAUCCUGUUCUUGGGAGCGAUUGGCAUGGGUGCAAGCAUCGUGGACUGUUUCAUUGCAGAGCUACUCAAGCCGUCACGGUUGGCUGGGAUGUCCCAAGCAGAUGUGCGGUCAUCGAUGAGGGCAGUGCAUACGGUAGGCAGGCAGGACGCCUUUGAUGUGGAGGAGCUCAUUAGGGCCUCAUCAAGGCGAGCUUCUAGAACAGUCAGAUAG
This is a messenger RNA of Ostreobium quekettii, 3534 nucleotides long. The record is from the annotation of a GenBank genome assembly. Lineage: Eukaryota; Viridiplantae; Chlorophyta; Ulvophyceae; Bryopsidales; Ostreobiaceae.